UGUAGACAAGAAAAACAUUUGCGAUGCGAUUGCGAUUGGAUUGCGAUAUUUUUGCGAUGCGGAUGCGAUCGCAACGCUGACGCGCGGGGGUCACGAUUAAUUCUGUGAAUUGAAUCUAUCUCUGUGAAGUGAAACCAAGCGAAGUUCCCGUAGGCUGUAUUCUGUAAUGCCAUUGGUAGCACAUUCUCUCUUUAUUUGUACUUAUCACGGCCUGGCACGCCCGCCCACGUUACAUGCCACAAAGUCACCAAGCUGCGAAGAACAAGGUUUUCAGCUCAAACCAAUCUGAAUCGUAUCUGAAUCUGCUCAAGAUCGUGACCUGAUAAAGAUAAAUUAAUUAACUCUUGUAUAUUUAUUUAUUAUAAUCAAUGGUGAGCAUUCUUUGCAGGGCAUGAGCUAAACAGCAUUGUUCAGCAUGUCGUUCUUUAAGAACCUGAAAAGCUUGUUCUCCGUCGGCGGUGAGACGAAUGCAUCCAAACGUCGGAGGGCGCUCAGCAAUGUCAAGGUGGAUGCCAACCCGGAGGAAUUCUGGGAGCUGCAGGGUGAAGUGGGCGAUGGAGCCUUCGGUAAAGUCUAUAAGGCGGUCCACCGGAUGUCCGGGCUGGUGUCUGCCGCCAAGGUGUGCGAAAUGUCCGAGGACGACGAGCUCGACAACUUCAUGGUGGAGAUCGACAUCCUCACGGAGAUGCAGCACAAGAACGUGGUCCGACUCAUCGACGCCUACCUGAUGAAGAAGCAGCUGUGGAUGCUGCUGGAGUUUUGUGACGGCGGUGCCGUCGACUCGAUCAUGGUCGAGCUGGACCGCGGCCUGAAGGAGCCCCAGAUCGCCUACAUCACGCGUGGUAUGGUGGAGGGACUCCAGUACCUGCACCAGCACAAGGUGGUUCACAGGGACAUCAAGGCCGGAAACGUGCUGCUUACUACAGACGGCGGCGUCAAACUCACUGAUUUUGGUGUAUCCGCCAAGAACAAGCACACAAUGCAGAAGCAUACGACGUUCAUCGGCACUCCCUACUGGAUGGCGCCGGAGGUGAUCGUAUGUGAAACGUCGCCAACCGACACGUACGACUACAAGUCUGACAUCUGGUCACUGGGCAUCACCAUGAUCGAGUUCGCUCAAAAGGAGCCUCCGUACAACGAGCUGAACCCGGUGCGGGCCAUGCUGCGGAUACAGAAGCACGAUCCUCCCACCCUGGACCGGCCGAGCCAGUGGAGCCGAGAGUUCAACGCCUUCAUCGCCGCCUGCCUGAAAAAGGAGCCCGAGAAACGAGCAGACACCGGCCAGCUUCUCGAGCUACCGUUUAUCAACCGGACCCUGGACAACAAACCGAUCCGAGAACUGCUGCUCGAGUACAAGGCCGAUGUGGACGAGGGCUUCGAGGAUGCCGUCGAAGACCAGGAGAGCAGCCGCGUCUCUCGGAUGAGCGACUCGGACGCUCUGACGGCUCCCUCCGAGGCAGACGAGGAGAGUAUCGUAAACGGGGAGGCCGCCAGCACGGCACAGGCUGAGGACAAGGCGGCCGAGAAAUCUACACCUCCAGAAGAUCGUCCCAAGUCAGAAUCCACCCCUGUUCCGAACGGCGAGGCCGUGUCCCCGGCGAAAGAGCCAUCUCCCCAGCCCACCUCACCGUCAGCCACCACCACGCCCAGUAAACCAGCACCGGCUCCGCCGCCUCCGGCCACGCCCACCAAGGAGACCACGCCCCCUCAGACCUCCACACCAGCGGCCAAGCCGGCGUCACCAGCGGAGCCGGCACCGUCACCAGCCGCUCCCUCACCAGUGGUUUCUACACCAGUGGUUUCUACACCAGCGGCCGAGCCUGUGUCGCCAGUGGUCCCAUCACAACCAUCCGAACCUGCCAAACCAACACUUGACGACCUACCACCCCCACCUCCUCCACCACCCUCUGAUCCGGACGACGGACCUCCCUCGCUCCGGCACGCCGACCAGAGACCCCUGGUGGCUGCCGAGCCGGUGGUGGUACAGACUUUCGGCAGCGAUGAUGGUGGAACGACGAGGGUUAUCCUUGGAGGUGGAGGAGCGGAUCCGCCCUCGGCCAUGGGAGAUGGCACCGCCAGAGUGCAGAUUGUUACCUCGGGAACAGCAGCCUCACCGGAGCGCCGCCUGGCGCCGCGGCCGCCGUCCGUCCCGCCUGCCGCCGGGACCGCCGCGCCGCCGCCGGCCCGGCCCGGCGUGCUGGUCCUCAGCACAGGACAGCCGUUCACGGGACCGACCACAGCGCGGGCUGCGGCGCCUGUGCCGCCGCCCAAACCAUCCCCGUCGCGGUCACCCGCCUCCCCGCCUGCGCCGCCGCCGCCGCCGCCGCCGCCUCCCGCCGACACCUCCGAGCCCACACUGCGUCUGGACGACAGUGAGGUGGUGAUCGGGGGAGGAAGCAUCGUGUCAGCGCCGCCGCCGGGGCCCGACCCCGGCUCGCGGUUCCAGCUGACCCUGGAGGAGCGGGCCGAGUCGCCGCCGCUGCCGCCGCCGCCGCCCACACCGCCGCGGGUGUCUGUUGGGGGAACGGCAGUCGAGGAGGGAGCCGCGCAUGUGUCCGUCAUCCAGGUAGAACCGGAAGAGGAGGAGGAGGAGGAUUCAGGCACGGCCAACUCCUUAUCUAUCAUGCUGGAGGGCACGACGAUGGGCAGCUCGGACGUCGAUCAGAUGGGAGAGGAUGACGUCUUCACGCCCGGAAAGGGAGCUGCGCCCGUCCCGUCCAGCACCAGUACCCCGGCCAGUGCGCGCGGCACGGUCUCCCCGCCGGUUGGGAACGGUGGGCCAGCGCCACCCCCGCCGCCGCCACCGCCGCCACCCCCGCCGGCUCAGACAGCUCAGAAGGCUCAGACGCCAGAGAAGGCGGCUCAGACGCCGGAGAGGGCGGCUCAGACGCCAGAGAAGGCGGCUCAGACGCCGGAGAAGGCGGCUCAGACGCCGGAGAAGGCGGGGACGCCAGAGGAGCAGGACGAUGAGCCGGUGGUGUACAGGAAAAAGCGGCCGGCGCCGCCGCCAUCACAGGACUCUUCCAACUCAUCGAGUGGCGGCAGUCAGUCGCGCUCGUCCACUCUCAGCCGCUCCAAGGAGGAGCUGGAGGCGUCACGGCUGCGCAAGAAAACUCGCAACCGCACGCGGCGCUUCGAGAUCGACGGCGUUGUCAUGACAACCACGACGAAGAAGGUGUUCUACGGGGAUGAACCGCUGAUUGACGAGCACGCGCUGCGGAAGGCCGAGCUCAGGGAGCUGAAACUGCUGCAGAAACAGGAGCAGAAACAGAUCAGGGAGAUGCAUGACAAGUCUCAGUUGGCGCUGGACCAGCAGGCGCGCCGGUUCGAGCAGGAGCGACAGCAGCUGCUCCGUCAGCACGACGCCGAGCUGGAGGCGGCGCAGCGGCAGCAUAAGGCUCAGCUGGAGCGCUGUGAGCAGCAGCAGGAACAGGAGAAGCGCAGCGUCAGCAAGAAACUGCGGGCCGAACAGGAGAAGGAGCUGAAACAGUUCCGUGAAGGCCUCCGUGCCGAGGCACGUCUGCUCAAACAGGACGUGGAGCGACUGCCGCGCGCAGAGAGAAAGGAGGCACUGCGAGCCGGCAAGGAGAGACUGGAGACCGAACAUCAGGAGAAGGAGCGUCAGUUUAUCGACCAGCUGAACGAGACUCACGAGGCGGCUCUGCAGCGGCUGGGGGAGCAGCACCGCGCCAGCACCGCACAGCUCGAGAAACAGUGCCUCGAGGAGAAACAGAGGCUGCUGCGGGCGAGGGAGUCUGCCCUCUGGGAACUGGAGGAGCGUCACAUCCAGGAGCGGUUCCAGCUCACCAAACAGCAGGUCAAGGAGGUGUUCUUCCUGCAGCGACACCAGAUGCUGGCGCGUCACAACAAAGAGAUGGAGCACGUGCGGCGGAUGGGCGACCGUCGAAUGGACGAGCUGCGCCGGCAGCAGGCUGUCGAAAAGCGCGCCAUGCCCAAACGCAUCCGCGCCGAGCGAAAAACGCGCGAGCUCAUGUUCCGCGAGAGUCUGCGCAUUGGCGCGCCGCGCAGCAGCAUCGCUGACGUGGAGACCAACGGCCGCGACCCGGUCAAGGCGUUCCAGGACCAGGAGGAGAAACGGUACAAAGCGGAGCAUAAACGGUUCGAGCUCAAACAGAAGAGGAAACAAGAAGAGCUGAAGGCCGUCAGCGAGGCAGCCAUGAAGGAGUUGGAACAGGUCCACAAUGAGAAACGGCGCAUGCUCAUGGACCAUGAGAACACGAAGCUGCGCUCUGCCGAGGAGGCUCAUCAGGCAGAAAUGAAGCAGUGGAGGCAGGAGCUCAAACCGCGCAAGCAGAAACUGGAGGAGGCUUUCGCGGCCGAACUGGAAGAACGGGAACGCUUCUACGCCGACCCAUCGGCCGGUGACCGGCUGACCUGCACACCGCUGGCCGACGGAACGGCCAGCGUGAGUCGCGCUAGCACGGGCAGCGCUGGUCGCAGCUCGGCCAGCGGGGGGAGCGUCGGCCGGGCCAGCGUCACCAGCGGGCGGUCGCACUGAGACUGAGCGUGGACAGGGGUAGGAUGUGGGAUGUAGACGAUGAAAGUGGGGAUCGCAAGGACGUCGGGAGACGAAGAUAGGUGUGUUAGAACACCAAUCUGGUGCUCAAGGAAGAAGGAAGAGACGCUCCAGCGUCCGAAAGAUAUACUGAAGACAUUCUGAAGGGCCGUUGUGGCUUAUCGAAGCUUAAGGCGUCUGAAAGAGACGUCAAUUGAAGAUGAUAUCGUAUAUUCGAUGUGCCAUGAGCUGCAGGGGACACUAGAGCUGAUAUGGGGAGUAAUUUGGGUGUGAAUUAGUGCCAAGUUUGUCGAUACCGGUGGUGGUGUGCGAUAUUGAGUGAGCGGUGGUGAGUUCAGUGAGAAGAGCUGGUCCAAUUUCUGCAGGCAGUAUCGAGUACGGUGCGCAAGUAUAAAAGGGAGAGAGAUCGGCGUCGAAUCGUCCAAGCCAUGCAGUAUGUGGACAAGACUUCCGCGUAUGCGGGAUAACGAUCACUGGCGCUGGAUCGAAAGUCGCGAAUCGAGUUCAAAUAGUCACCAUAGUGGUAUAUAUUUCGUGAGUGAGUGAGUGGGUCCGGGAGUGCGCGGUGGACUAUGUUGCGGGGAACUAUUCGUGCUAAGUGAGCGAGUGAUUGAGUGAGUGAGUGGGGAGUUCAGUCCCCAGCGGUGCUUCGCUGCUCGCGCGGACAGAGCUGGACUGCCGCUCGCAGGCGACUCCCCGGACCGCGGGGUCUGCGGCGGUCUGCGUGCCGCGCCGCGCUGGGGUGAUGGCUCUAGUCGAAGGCCGGCGGUGCGGGCAGAUCCCGCCACUGGUGGCUCUAGUCGGGUACCUAUUCCGGGCGGCUGGGAGGGCGCUCAGACGCCGCCCCCGCCCCCGCCCCCGCCGCCGCCCGGCGCUCUGCCCACGGCGGCGGCGGCGGCGGCUCCGUGCCAUGGCUGAAGGCCGGCUGUGACCUGACCUUACGAUGAAAGGCACGAGCUUCGCGCUGCCGCUGCGAUAGUGGCGCCUCUACCGGCAGCGGCGCGCAACUGGCAAUCAACCCAUGAAGACGGUGCUUUUUCCGGAAUCGAGCCAUAUAUCGCAUAUAUCGCGCCUGCAAUAGCAAGAGUGAUUGUCUCAGUGAUAUCGGCGCGUAUUUAGAUAAUUUUUAGUGCUUGUGAUACGCUGUGUCAUGAACGCAUUUACAUAAACUUAUUUCUAGGCGAAUACGAUAGCGGAUCUGUAUCCCAAUGGGUGAUUACCGUAAACGAAUGGACCCGUAGCUUUAGCUUUAGCUCGGCUUGCAUCGAUGCGUGGAGUACCUUGAUGCCGUGCCCCGGGCAUUCUGCAUAAGCCAUAUGCGAGCACACCUACAUGUGUGUAUGUAUGCAUGUAUAUCUUGGCGAUGGGGUCGCCUUAUUGACACUUGUCAGCUCACUCCGGUGUCUUCCGGCCGGCGGAGCCGCGCCGUCGACGACGCCGUUUCAUAAUAAAGACUGCUGGUCGCUCUGUGA
Molecule: messenger RNA, 6009 nt
Organism: Amphibalanus amphitrite
Lineage: Eukaryota; Metazoa; Arthropoda; Thecostraca; Balanomorpha; Balanidae
Product: serine/threonine-protein kinase 10-like
Exons: 22
Coding region: 416-4519 (1367 amino acids)
Biological process (GO): protein phosphorylation
Molecular function (GO): ATP binding; protein serine/threonine kinase activity
Source: RefSeq, a predicted model, not a curated record